AUGGCUUCGUCACUUGCGGAACUCGGCCUGCUACCAACGUACGCAGCGCAAACCCAAGAGCAAUACGUCGGUGUCGCGAUGGCUUGUUUGUGUGUAUGGGAUCACAUCAUCUCAUUCGACGAAGAAGUGAGACUCGUAUGGAAGUCGUCUGGGUGGAACUUGGUCAAAGUCUUGUUCCUUGUCAUUCGGUAUGGCACGACCGUUGGAUAUCCACUGGGCCUCUACAACGUCUUUGAGCGUGCAGACACACCUCACAUCUGUCAAGCCUUUCGUGUUAUCACGGCAUUGUUCCUCACUCUGGGACACCUCGUCCAAGCGAUACUGUCCUUGCGCGUUUGGGCACUAUACAACCGUCAUCGAGGAGUUGGUGUAUUGCUGUUCGCCAACUUUCUCGCCGUCCUUAGCAUCUCGCUCGCGCUUACUAUCAAGUAUCUCUCGCAAAGCCCUUCUACUCCGCCGGUGGUAGCCGAAGGCUCACCCCAGCUCGUUGGAUGUUUGUUGCGAGAGGUUCCAGGUUACUUUGGCACUCUGGUGGCUGCACUGGUAUCCGAGACCAUCGUAGUAUUGAUGACCAUCUGGAAAGUACUUCGGCACAUGCGUCGAGAGCGCCGAGUACCAAUUUUUGGUCACCUCCUUUCGUCAGGUGUAACAUACUACGUUGCAAUGCUGGUUGUUCUCAUGCUGAAUAUCUUGACCAAGCCCUUUCCCGUGCUACUCAUUCCGAUCAUGUCCUCGAGUCCUACAGUCCGUCGCAUGCUGUCGCAUUGUUCUCAGUUUGUUGCGACAGGGCAAAAGUUGAACAAGUGCGCCCCCCUACCAGCACAGGAAGAGUCUGUCCUCAUCGACGGCUUUCUCACCAUCCCGACUGGUCUGUACACAAAGGAGAUGAUGUUAGAUUGGGAUUAUGGUCUCCCACCAUUGGAGAUGGCAGAUAGUACCUACGAAGACGCGUUUAGUAUGCUAUCCAUGACGGCCAUCGAAACGCGUUCGGUGAUAGCACAGGUGUGA
This is a messenger RNA of Serendipita indica DSM 11827, 1008 nucleotides long. The record is from the annotation of a GenBank genome assembly. Lineage: Eukaryota; Fungi; Basidiomycota; Agaricomycetes; Sebacinales; Serendipitaceae.